Molecule: messenger RNA, 3527 nt
Organism: Suillus bovinus
Lineage: Eukaryota; Fungi; Basidiomycota; Agaricomycetes; Boletales; Suillaceae
Exons: 7
Coding region: 75-3071 (998 amino acids)
Source: RefSeq, a predicted model, not a curated record
AUUUCUUCUGUUCUCAUUCGACCGUUCGAAUUCCGGUCCCAACACGCCUUCUAUCAAUCCCGCCAUCGUCUUUAAUGAUUAUGGCCGACAUAGAAAACAUACCCCGAACUACCGACCUCGAAACUGCUGUUAACUUUACUGCCGAGGAUGGCGUGUCUCCUGAACCUCAUGAUGAACAUGAGGCGUUUGUCGUGGUAGAAGACCCAGCCACACAUGACAAAAUUGGCUCGCCUGCCGAUGGCGUAGUGGAUGAUGAUGUGAUUGAUCAAGUAAUCAUGCAGGAAGCCACGCACCCCGGCGACACGCCUAAGGAUGCUGCACCUGCCACAAAGCCGGAGGUGACUAAGAAGCUUACUGCUCCAAAGGCCGUCUUGAAAAUAGGAAAGGACAAACCAGUCAUAUCCGCUAAAGUUGCUCCAACAAGAUCUGCACCGCCUACGCCAACCGUAAAGAAGGUCUUGAAUUCUGGCACGUUUGGAUCUGGUGCUACUAGUACGAAACCAAGCCCUACGAGCAAGGUUCCUACUUCAACUCCUCCUACUCCUUCGAAAACCGCCCCUUCUGCUCCUUCAUCUUUGAGGAAAUCCAUCAGCACUUCGUCUGCCAAUUCACCAGUAAAGACAGCGCCAACAAUGGCGUCUUCCAGAAGUCAUCCCGCUCCCCCACCAUCCCGCCGAUCAUCCGUGCUCCCUCCAAGGGCGCCAUCUGCUACCGGCAACCCUCCGCCACCAAAGUCGAGGGGCACAUUAUUGGCGUCCCUUACAUCUUCCAUGUCUUCCAAACCUCCUCCAGCCGAAGCAGGCGCACCUUCGCGCUCUUCUGUCGUUUCACCUUCAGGUUCUACUGCAUCAUUAAGGUCCAAUGCUGCUGCUUCUGCCGUCUCUCGUCCUCGUGCUUCAAUAUCAGAUGUUGUGAGGAGAUCGCCUUCAGCGUCAUCCACGAAGUCGACAGUGGCCCCGACGCGACAGGCUACUUCAAUCUCAUCCAUUCGAGAAGUUAAUGACGGAACAUCUCUAGAGGAGAUGCAACAAAAGCUCAAAGAGGCAAUGGAUGCGCUCUCAGUAAAAACGCAGGCAGUUGCAGACCUCUCAGUAACUCUGAAUGCGGCUCGUGCAGAUGCUGAAGCAAGUCAAUCUUCACUUCUGCUGCUGCAGCAAGAAAGGGCUGCUGCUGAGUCGGACCUGCGAGAACUCAAAGCCACUUUGCAACACGAUCGCGCUGAACAUUCGCAGGCCCUUGUUCUCCUCGAGUCCCUAAAGCGAGAGCUCCAUGCAGCAAAUUUGGCGUCAUCUAACCAAACUAAUAUCGUUUACGACCUCCAGAGCCAAGUAGAGUCUCUCACAGCUGAACUGGUUGCAGCUCGCGAGAACCUUGAGACUCUGCGCGCUUCAAGCGAGCAAUCUUCUUCCGAAGCGGCAGCAGCAGCUCAAAUUGAGCGCGAGGCUGUUCUUAGGGCAAGGACUGACUACGAAACUAUCAGCGCGGAAGUGGAAGCGUUGAGGGCCUCUCACGCUUCUACAAUUCAAGAUUUCCACGUCAGGUUGAGUGAAGCCCAAGAGCGAGCCGCCGAUGCGGACGCUCUCGAAAACCAAGUCAGGCAACUCAAGGUCGAGCGCGAGGAAAACGCGAACAAGCUCUCAGAGCUGGAGGUCGAGAUUUUGGAGUUGAAGGAGAGUCAAGAGCAAGCAGAGGACGACCAUGCCAAGGUACUUGACCAUCUAAAAAGACUGGAGGAGGAACUGGCCCAUGCUGCCGCAGCCACUCAGAGUGCUGUUGCCGCAUCUAAAGUCAGAGAAGAGCAACACGCUGAACAGAUGGUUGAGGUCAAGGAAGCUCACAGUGGCGAGCUGCAGGCUGCCAACGAUGAACUCUCUAAUGUUAUUGCCGACCUUGCAACAUUACGGGAAGAGCUCGCUGCUGCUCAUGAGGCCCAUGAGCAGACAAAGAUCGACGCUCAGAAUACCGCUGAGGAGCACGAACGUCAGAUUGAGGAGACCGAAAGUGAAUUUUUCUCGAAGCAUCUUGAGCUUUCGGAGGAGAUUAAAAGAAUCACCUCUGAGCUAGAGAGUCAAGAAGCACGUUACAAUGCUAAAGUUGAUGCUCUUAAGGCGGAGCAUGAUUUGCUUUUGCAAGAAGCAUUCGAGCGCGCUAAGAAUGAAGCUGCAGAUGUACAUAGCGAAGACCUUCAAGCGCUCCGUGCUGAAUCACAAGUGACAAUUGAACAGCUCCGCACUGCCCAUCAGUCGACGGUGGAUGGACUGAAAGCAGGCCAUGAAGACGUCCUUGCAUCUCAGGUCGGCGAUCUCGAGAAAAAGUUGAGCAACCAAAGCCUCGAGCUACGUGCUACGCAAGACGAUCUUGCCAAAGCCAAGGCAGCGCUAGAGUCCUCGCGGUCUGACACAGAAAGCCUCAAGGCACAGCUUGAGGAUGCCCGGGCGGCAUUCGUCGCCGCUUCUGCCUCUGCUGAUCAGGCGUCCGAGAUCGAUCGCCUCACAAAAGAACUUGCCAACUUCCGUGAUGAUAAUGCCAUGCUCAACGACGUUCUUGCUGUCACAAAGGAAUCGCUUUCGGAAAUGUCUGUUAAUCAUACAAAGGAGCUCGAGGAAGCAGCUCGUGGACGUGCCGAAGACGUCAUGAGUCUCCGUGCUGCUCAUGAAGAGGAGAUCGGCAGGCUUGCAGCGCAGAAGUCAGAGCUGUCCCUUAAAUUAUCCGAUAUGGAGGGAGAGAUUGCUACGCUUCAGGCACAAGUUGCUGCUGCCGCUGCCGCUGCACCGAAAAACAGCGGGGCAAUGUCCCCCUCCUUGACUAUGGUCACCAGGGAGGAACUCCAGAGAGUGCACGAGGCGCACAACAUGAAAAUGCACGACGUAGUGGCUGAUCAUGAGCGCACCGUCAGGGAUCUUAGGAAUGAGAUUGACGGGUUCCAGAACAAGCUGGACGAGGUCCACCAGGACAUUGCGCGCAAAUCGAUGGAGAUUCAGUAUCUCGAGCAAGAACAAGAAGAGGGCCAAGACUCUAUUACUCGAUUAAAUGCAGAACUCGAACGACUAAGCAGCACGUCUAAUGCAUGAAGGCUCGAUCAUCAACCCUCCACCGUCACGAUUCACUAGCCUCAUGGAUUCCGCGCAGCCUCCAUCCCCUCUCCUCGUGGUUGGGCUAUGCCUGCAGGUGGUAUACUGUUCCGUUGUCGACUUGUCCUUACCCCUCUCUAUUCGUAAUAUAACAGACUCCCCGCACAUUUUUUACCUAUCGUUCUUUUCACUGUCAGAUGUCUCAGUCUAGCAUCCACCUCCUUUCCACUGCAUACCCCACCUAUGGUUAAUGAUUGCACAUAUCUGGAAGUCUUUCUCUAAUGCGACUGUAACAAUGUAGAUCCUGUGUCGUUUGAACUUAAUUAUGCCGACUGGUGUUCACUCGCCUCGGGUACGAGCAAAGUACUUACGUGAUUCGGAACAAUUUAGUUUUUUGAUAAACGUACGAUGUGCGCUGAGCGUGCCCGCUGAAAUUUUGAAUCCGGAUUUUGGAAA